Messenger RNA from Alternaria rosae, 1704 nucleotides. Its product is annotated as kinase-like domain-containing protein. The transcript has a single exon. Gene Ontology annotation, molecular function: protein kinase activity; ATP binding. The coding region runs from base 470 to 1675 and encodes 401 amino acids. Gene Ontology annotation, biological process: protein phosphorylation. The record is from RefSeq and is a predicted model, not a curated record. Lineage: Eukaryota; Fungi; Ascomycota; Dothideomycetes; Pleosporales; Pleosporaceae.
GCCAUUCGACGAGAUGUUGCGGUAAAGUCGUUACGAGAUGAUGAUGGCCUCGCUGACUCUGUGACUAGAAAUACGUGAUUCCUCUCACUAUUUGAAGCAGAGAGGUUUGCUAUGCCUGGAGAUUCCACAUCACAUGAAGAGUCAUUAGACAGACAAAUAUGAGCCACGAGACGCGCAUCGAAUCAUAGUCAAUUCACGAUUUGGCAUCAUUGGGGUACUUUUGAAUCCAGUCAGACAAGCCCCAGCAUCACAAAUGCAGGACGCGUCACCUUUUGGCUUGAAGACAGGGAUGGAAGGGCUAUCGUAAUAAAACAAUCGCUGAGACCGAUCGCAGGCUACUUGAACAGGAGAAUGACUUCGCUGAACCCGCAUUCAGUCAUCUUCCACGACGCAAACCAAUCUUUUCCAGAAGCCAUUGUUGACCACGCUUCUAAUUAGUCUGCACAAACGGCGGUAUCUCAGAACUACCAUGCCCUACAUUUGCAAAAAGCUUUCCGUAACCUAUCGACCAAAAUCGAGAGAAAAAUGGACAGUAAUCCAAAAGCUCGGUCGCAUGGGCGGAGGUCUUAACGGCGGUAUAAGUAAAGUUCAAUGUAAUGAACCAGAAGCUCGGGGUAUGGUGUUCAUUGAAAAGCGCUUUAGCAGAGACUUGUUCGAGAGCGACAUACCGCGCCAAGAAAUCCAGAUUUUGUGCCAGAUCCAGGACCACAAUCAUAUUACCAAGAUGGUGGACCACUUCCUCGAUAAGCGCAAACCAGACGGAGCUGUAUAUCUGGAGUAUCGUACGGUAGGUAACCUGGCAGACGUGGCGUUCAAUGUUGCUAAAGGCGCCCACGUCAACGAACAUAAGAUAUGGAAAUGGUUCUGUCAACUGUCUUCUGCCCUUACGUACUGUCACCGUGGCCCGCAGCCAAAGAUGACUGAUGACGAGAUAUUCCAGUCCGGUUGGAGUAGAAUAUAUCAUCGCGACAUUAAGCCUGCAAACAUCCUGCUGACCAUGGAAGGUGAUACAAUUAUAGCGAAGCUUGCCGACUUUGGAUUAGCUGUAACUGAAGACUAUCUGUCGCUUGAGCGUAGCGUAGAAGGCGCUAUAAUGGGACCAGGGGGGACGCCCGGGUUCGAUGCUCCAGAAUCGCCACUCUUCGGCGGCCCUUCAGAUGUCUGGCAACUAGGUUUGAGCAUGGUCUGCGCAUGUACUGGGAUCGAAGGGCCGCGAAGCAGAGAAUUUCCUCAUGGUCAAAGAUGGGACAAAGAACAACCGGCCGGCUCCAGCUACACCAGAGAACUCAGUAGCAUACUGAAGAAAAGUCUAGAGAAAGACUUUCGAAAGCGGGUGUGCAUAUAUCCCCUGUUGACGAACAUCAAAGCUGAAUAUGCGGAGAUAAAGGAACGGCUUCCUGUCGACAAACGACUGAAUAGAGUCUACGAUCUAGUCGAAGAGCACGGCAAAGGGAAGCCGCCAGCGGGACAUCGCAGACCAAUGCAUCAUUUCACGAAGUGGGAGGGCCCGGCUCGUCCCGGACAUGCAGGUGACCAUGGCAAGCCGAUGCCGUUCUAUGGAGCGGGAUUCGAUGAAGAUGAGCUGGACGAGUUUAACUUCGGAAUGGGAUUUGGUCCUCAUGUGGCCGGUGAUUUCGACCCGAGGCGCAUGAAUGCAUUCAACCAGGGUUUAUAGUGAGUCCAAAGGCGUGAUCAGGUAGCUGA